AUGAACUCUAGCUGGCACACCUUGCAUCUGCACAACCUUUCAGACCUGCAUGUGCUGGCCAUUUCACGUGCUUCCUUGACACUGGUUCAAGCAGCAUACAAUGAAGAUCCAGAAGCACUGAAUAUGGAUGUUGUUGAGGAUGCUUUCUGUUGUGGAGCAUCCGGGGAGGUUCUACAAUUCCUUGUGGAAAAGAAAGAGCUAAGGGAGAUCUACAUCCACGAGUUCAUGACAAAGUCUUUCCUAUCAGCCAUACCCUUGCUGCAGUCAAUCCCAUAUGCAGUAGAAGAAGUCACAGCAAAACUCAAGGAACUUGUGCAGACAUUUCCAGGAAGACUGUACGAGCCAAAUUAUUGCAGUCCUGAUCCCUCUCCACUGGAAGUUGUCCUAUUCUCCACUGUAUUCCCUCAAGAUUUGAUGGAAUUCAUGAUAGCAAUGUUGCCAAGAAUUGACGAGUUCUAUUUGAGGGACAAUAAUCAUUACGAUUUGCUAGUGGGUGAUGAACCCUUUCAGCAGCAAAUGAGGACAUCUCUUGAUGACGACAAUAGCAUGAAAAACAUUGGUUCGAUUUUGGAAAAGGUGGAAGAACUUGCCAUUGACCGCAAUGAUUGGAAGGCAUCUGAGCUGUCACAGCUGCUGUGCUUGAUCUGUCAUAACACCAACUCUAUCAAAAAAGUUGCAUUUUCAUGUUGA
Seminavis robusta is the source of this 690-nucleotide messenger RNA. The record is from the annotation of a GenBank genome assembly. NCBI's taxonomy places the organism in Eukaryota, Bacillariophyta, Bacillariophyceae, Naviculales, Naviculaceae.